AUGGUCAAGAUCUACCCGGCGGGCGUGUCUAGGAAGUAUCCCAAUGGUGGCCUCAUGAGCCAGUACCUGGACAGCCUCAAGCCGGGAGAUAAGAUACAGAUCCAGGGACCCAAGCGUCGCUUCGUGUACGAAGGACGUGGCAAGUUCGCCACUGCCGACGGACAUCAGCUGCCACUCGUCGCUCGACUGGGACUUGUGGCGGCAGGGAGUGGCGUCACCCCGAUGCUGCAACUGCUGAGGCACCUGCUCGCCGACAACGUGGACCGGACGACGGUCAUGAUGAUCGACGUUAACUCCAACGAACAGGACAUCAUCGCGCGCCAGGAACUGGACGAUUACGCGAAGAACCACGCUGCCUUCAGCUCCCGCUGCUUUCGGCGUGCUGCUGCUAGCACGGUAAAGCCGGGCAACGUUGUGUACGACGUGAGUCGGUCCG
Molecule: messenger RNA, 436 nt
Organism: Rhipicephalus microplus (southern cattle tick)
Lineage: Eukaryota; Metazoa; Arthropoda; Arachnida; Ixodida; Ixodidae
Product: NADH-cytochrome b5 reductase 3-like
Molecular function (GO): oxidoreductase activity; FAD binding
Source: RefSeq, a predicted model, not a curated record